UGCCGACUUUCUAUACUCCACCGUAAGACAUCUAGCCUUUAUAUAUCUAUGCUUUGCGACAAAGUUAAUUUUCACUCAAUCCAACAGACCUUGCGACCGGAAGUUAUUUGGUUUUCCGUUUCCUGUCUGAAGAUCUGCACAACUCUUAUCGCACCAUAAUGCCAAAAUCGAAGGAAGUUCUCUCUUCCACGUCUGGAAGUGACUCUGACAGUGAAGUAGAGACCAAGGCCAAGCGAAAGAAGGCAAGUGUGCCCGAAAAAUCAGCCAAGAAACCAAAGAGCGGAGAGAGUUCCAAGCCAGGUGGCUCCGCCAAGGGCAACAGUAAUGCAGACGACAACAUGUUCCAGAUUGGGAAGAUGAGAUAUGUCAGCGUGAGGGACUUCAAAGGUAAAGUCCUGAUUGACAUCAGAGAGUACUGGAUGAACCAAGAUGGAGAGAUGAAACCAGGGAAAAAAGGAAUCUCCCUGAAUCCUGAACAAUGGAACCAACUGAAGGACCAGAUGUCAGACAUUGAUGACGCCAUGAAGAGAAUAUAAGCGUUCCCCCCUUAAUGUUACUUGUUGAAGUAAUUAUGUUAGAUUAGCUUAUUGUUUUUUUGUAUUAUUUACUAGUGGACUGGUUUAGUUUGUUUUAUAGAUCUUGUGUUGUCCUCAUUCUCUGGUGGUCUGUGUAAAACCCAGGUGAAGUAAAGGUGUGGGUGGAGGAGUAGGUGGGGGAACAUCACAGUUGGUGGGUAGAAUACAGCGGCGUUUUAGUAUUGAACAAUAAAAAAAAAGGAGGCUCUAACUUAAUAUGGUUGUCGAUGUGUCUAAAUUUGUGUUCACAACUGUAUUGUGUGCAUUUUUGUUUGAUCCUGAUGGUUUUGAUCUUUGUAAUACAUUGAACCCAACCCAUGGGUACUCUUCCUUUUUAAAAAGCCAUGUCUGCUCUGUAAUGUUGUACCUAUGAGCGAUUCGAUUCAUGGCGAAACACGGGAUUAAGUUUUGAAAAUAAACUAGUACACAAAUCUGCAAA
This is a messenger RNA of Pungitius pungitius (ninespine stickleback), 1014 nucleotides long. It is a transcript of the gene sub1b, whose product is annotated as SUB1 regulator of transcription b. Gene Ontology annotation, biological process: positive regulation of transcription initiation by RNA polymerase II. Gene Ontology annotation, cellular component: transcription regulator complex; nucleus. The transcript has 5 exons. The coding region runs from base 159 to 536 and encodes 125 amino acids. Gene Ontology annotation, molecular function: transcription coactivator activity; DNA binding. NCBI's taxonomy places the organism in Eukaryota, Metazoa, Chordata, Actinopteri, Perciformes, Gasterosteidae. The record is from RefSeq and is a predicted model, not a curated record.